Naegleria lovaniensis is the source of this 1599-nucleotide messenger RNA. RefSeq lists its product as uncharacterized. NCBI's taxonomy places the organism in Eukaryota, Heterolobosea, Eutetramitea, Acrasida, Naegleriidae. The record is from RefSeq and is a predicted model, not a curated record. Bases 1 to 1599 code for a protein of 532 amino acids. The transcript has a single exon.
AUGGGAAACAAACACUCUCAAGGAAAGAGGAAUCAUGGAGGAGAAUAUCUUAAAAGAUCCUCAAGUCAAACUCCAAGAAGCAUGUCCUCCAAUCAGCAUUCAUUGGAAAAAUCACGUCAUUCCUCUUUGGCCAAUUUAAAACAGCUAUUGAGAGGAAAUUCAAAAGAAAAUUUGAAACAAGUGUUCAAGAUGGCAGAGACCAUGAAUAAUGAUGCGACCAUCGUUGUGACAGCCCAUCCCAUGACAACUUUUGGUGAUUAUGAUUCUGGGAGGGAUAAGAAAGUGCCUCAACAGAAUGCCUGUUCCAAUAAUCAUCACAUUCCAGCUACGAGAUCACGUUCUUCUGCUCUCAUUAACGCAAUUCUCAUUAAGAAAUUGGAAGAAGGCAAAUAUCAACAACCUCCAAUCAAAAGUCCCGAAACUCCACAUACUGAGACAGCCAGACAAUUAAUGUUUCAUGAUGUUGGACUAUUUGGGUUUGAUCCUCGUUCCCCAACCCCAGAAGUUGCAAGAACGCCAAUCAAAAAACAAAGUGCAAUUCUCACGGGAGACCUAGAGGCAAGAGAAUUGAACAAAUUUAUGGAGUUGAGUGCCAUUCCAUUUGACGACGACCAUUUAAUGCUACACUCUCAAACUGCAUUCACCCCAACGGAAAGUAACAUGAUAUCAUCAGGAAGAAGUAUUAUGGAAGAUGAUGGUGACGAACACAACGAAUAUGCACCUGCCAGUAAGGAAGACACUCCAAAAUCCUCAAAAAGAGCUCCUUACGUGACCGAUCUUUCGAGUGAUGACUUGAUCAACACCUUUGUCUUGCCAUCGCCCAUUCUUGCAUUUGAUCCUAAUAAGCAACGUAAAUUACAACCCAAAGACAACAAGGAAAUCUAUGACAUACCCAUUUUGAACAUUGAUACAAAUAUUGAUAUUACAGUCAAAGAUCAGCUCACUGAAAAGCACCAAGAGACUGUAGUGGAGUCUAAUGAUGCACCAUCUACACAAAGUGCACUAGAUUUAGGACCAACAAUUCCUACGGAGAUUUGUAUACUUCACAAAGAGGACGAUUUUGAAAUACUGCCACACGACCUCAACCGUAUGGAACCAACGAAAGGUCAAAUAACGGCCACAGCAACAACCAUGAAAAAACUUCCUUCCCUUAAACCAGUGCCCUUUAAUACCCCCCAACCAUAUAAUGGAGGCUACAUGUCACCCUCUCCCUUACAUAGAGCAGCUGCCACUAAUUCAUCACCAUUUGGUAGUCACACCGUCGGUCAAAGCUCAGAAGAAAGUGUUUCAUCAAACUCGGAUGCUUCAAGUAGUACAGUAAGUUCGGUGUAUGCCACUCCAAAAACUCCAACCAGUAAUGACAACAAGGAAAAUUCAACCAAAGAAGACCCUAUUUUCACAAACAUGGCUGUCAUUACAAAUAACGGGGCCAAGUUUUUACCAAAGCCAACCAAAGAGGUGUCAUCAAGAACAAAUCAUAGAGAUCAUGCAGCAGCAACAAAAGUCGCCACUAAAAUCAAUCAACAUAGUUCCUCAAAAAAGGCUAACAAGAGUCCUUUGGGAGAUAUUUCCAACAAGUACAAUAAUUACAUUAGAUGA